CUCUUAGCUUGUUGUUGUUGUGAUGAAUUUAAAGAUUAGAACUUUCAGUAGGCUCCGUGCUUGUCGAUCUCAUUGUUGUUGGGGUCUGUUGCGCAACAUACAAGCUGGCAGAAGCAUUUUUGGAAUACUAUCUGGCGAUAUUUCACUGUGAUUGUUUUCCUUCUUUAAGAGAUUAGCAGUUUUAUUUGUUUCCUUUUCUUGAGCACUUAGCUUAAUUGUAUUUGUUUCUCCUUGUAUAAAAAGAGACAUAUAUCAUUGCUACAGCUUGUAACAAAUACAAAAAACAAAGAAAUUCAUCAUUAAUAAAAUCUGGGAGGGAGGGAGCUUUCUGGGAGUCUUGUGUCUCUUUUAUUUUUCUACAUGGUAUCAGAGCCAAGUUGAUUGGUUGUACUGAUUGCUGAUGGCUAUGCCGAGGUGAUCUAGAUACUCCAUCUAUUCCAUUCUUGCUGCCUUCGUUUCACUGCUUGACGAAGUUACUUUGUCCUUCCUCCUGACGAUAUAUCAGGUUUCUUUCUUCCUACUACAAACGAGCGGAAAUUUCUCGUUGUACCCGACCCGCUAACCUUCUCUAGUACUGUCAGAAUUAUUUUUACACAUUCACCCCUUGGCUGACGAAAAUCACGAAAAGCCUAAUAAAUCCCUUAUCAAUUUUCUGUUGAAUGGUGAUAACUACCUAAAUUGGGCCCGAGCCAUCAAACUGGCACUUGGAGGGCGGUCUAAGCUCGAGCACAUCCUUGGCAGAACUAAGACUGUAGGUGAAAUGUCAACAACAGAGACAGAGCAAGAGAGGAAAGACGCUGAGUGGGAAGUGAAUGAUCUCCGGGUUAUGUCACAGAUCCUAAAUUCCAUAGAACCGAAACUCUACGGUAUUUUUGCCUAUACAAACAAUUCUAAAGAAUUGUAGGAAUCUAUUUUUGAAAUGUAUGGAAAUGCUAACAAUUCUUCUCGAGUUUUUGAAAUACAGCAAAGUAUCUCAUCUCUUAAACAAGAACAAUAUCAGUCCUUUCUGGAGCACUUUGGAGCCUUCAAGCAGAAGUGGGAAAAGCUUCGUCAGUACCGAUCCAUUGCUGCAACAGUGAUGGAAUACAUCAAACGAGAGCAAUAGGACCAAAUCUUCUACCUUCUGGCUAGUCUCACCUCCGAUUAUGAAGAAGUAAGAAGAGAGAUUUUGAUGCGACCAGAAUUGCCAUCACUCAACUCUGUGUGUGCCAUCACCAGAGUGAAGAGACCCGCAAGUGAGUAAUGGGCAAAAGGGUAACUGCUCCUUCUCAAAAUUCUGAAAACUAUGCGCAAUUUUCUAGCUUUAAAACUGGUGACAGUAACAAAUGGACCAAGGGAAAGGAUAAGAAAGGAGCUCGGUUUUUCUUUGACCAUUAUAAUCGAAGUGGGCACUCCAAAGAGAGGUGCUAUGUGUUACAUCCUCACUUAAAACCUUCACGCAAUAGGUCUAAUGAGGCAAAUCUGGCGGCAAAUUCUGAGAAUGAUGGUAUUCAACAUAAAUUGGAGCAUAUCACUAAACAGAUCGACUUUCUAAUGAAGAAGUGCACCACUGACAGUGAAUCGGCUCAUGCUGGUCUAAGUGGAGAGUCCCAUGUUGCUCAACAUACUGAAAGUAGUCUUUCGGGACAGAAGUUCAGGGAGGACGAUUGGUGAAGGUAGCCUAGUCAAUGGAUUAUACAUAUUAGAGCUGGAUCAGCUGGCACUCUCUACAGUAAAUGCAGCCUCUUCUCAACUCUGGCACAAGAGAUUAGGCCAUCUGUCUGACAAAGUCUUGAAACAUUUAAACUUGUCUUUAAUUCAUGAUUUCAAUAACUGUGAACGUUGUCAAUUUGCUAAGCUUCAUAAGCUACAUUUUCCUGAGCAUUCUAAUACAUCUA
Molecule: messenger RNA, 1877 nt
Organism: Asparagus officinalis (garden asparagus)
Lineage: Eukaryota; Viridiplantae; Streptophyta; Magnoliopsida; Asparagales; Asparagaceae
Exons: 2
Coding region: 1243-1653 (136 amino acids)
Source: RefSeq, a predicted model, not a curated record